Molecule: messenger RNA, 222 nt
Organism: Aspergillus melleus
Lineage: Eukaryota; Fungi; Ascomycota; Eurotiomycetes; Eurotiales; Aspergillaceae
Exons: 1
Coding region: 1-222 (73 amino acids)
Source: RefSeq, a predicted model, not a curated record
AUGACCGAGGACGAGGCAUCUUCCGACAAAGACUCGCCUUCUGAGGAAGCUGAUGCUCACGCGAGAGAGGUCCUGGCCAGGUUCGCGAAUCUUCCCGAGCUCCCCGUAUCUAAAGAUUCUGAAGAUGAGUCGCCUUCUGACGAAGACUUUCAUUCAGACAGGGACUCACCUUCCGAGGAAGAUGAUAUUUACCCGAACGAUAGCGCGUCCAUGAGGAUUUAA